UCCUUUUUUUUCCUUGGAUGUUUCGAGAAAAUGACUGAGCCUCCGGCCUUCUUUGUACAGGUGGGCGCUUGGCUAGCUUCUAAGCGUUUUCCUUACUCUAAUUUUCCUCGUUGUUUCGAGGAGAACACUAAACUCUCCUACCUUAUUAUCUAUUUAAUUCACUCUCCCCUUCUCCUUAACAUAGACUCAUAAUUGCAAUCAAAUCCUAAUCGUCUCGCUCUCUUUCUUUUCUUUAUUUUUAACGGGUGGUUAGCGUUUGAAUUGGAACCAAUGGCGUCUUCUUCAUCAUCUCACAAGCAAAAUCAGGAAUUUAGUGCUUUCUCUGCCAAAAGAAGGGUAGUUUAUGAAUCUUCAAGUUUGUUUGAUGUGUUCAUCAAUCACAGAGGCCCUGAUGUCAAACAAACUCUUGCUAUUCAGCUUUACAAUUCCCUGGAGCAGUUGGGAAUACGGGCGUUUCUUGAUUCCCAAGAGAAGCAACUUGGAGAUUCGUUUCCUUCAACUAUUGAGACAGCUAUCCGUUCUGCGUUAGUACAUGUGGCCAUCUUUUCUAAAGGAUAUGCAGACUCACCUUGGUGUUUGGCUGAGCUAGUUCUUAUCUUAGAGAGCCAGGCCAAAAUUAUCCCCGUGUUUUAUGGAGUGAACCCUAGUGAUCUCCGCAUCAUAAAGAAGGGAGUAUAUGCUGAAGCAUUCAUUAAAUAUGAAGAGAAGGGCAGGUAUCUAGAGAAGCUUAACGAGUGGAAGGAAGCCCUUCAGUCUCUUUCACUUAUAGCCGGAGAAGAAUUUCACAGUGACUGGGACUGCCAAAAAAUAGUAACAGCUGUGCAAAAAGAAGUACAAAGGAAAACACAUCCGCAUGUUGCUGAAUAUCCAGUGGGGCUUAACAAUCUUGUGAAAGAUCUUGAAAGGCGUUGCCUGCAGGAACUUGUACAAGAUUUUGAAAACCAGUGCGGGCUGAAGAAAAGGAAGGAUAAGGUUAAGGUAGUUGGCAUUUUCGGUAUGGGUGGAUCGGGAUUUGGCCAAAGAGUUGUUUAACCGAAAGAGAUUGGAUUUCUCUAGAGCGACUUUUUUGUUUCAUGUGCGAGAAGCGUCUAGAGAAGAGAAUUACCUUCAUUGCAACUUAAGCUUCUCAAAGAUCUCUUUGACAGAGAUCUGAGUUUUAUAAAUACAGAGGAAGGAAUAAGCUAUCUCAAAGAUAGUCUACGAAGGAGCCCUACCUAUUUAAGAUUCCUAAUUGUUGUAGAUGACAUCAAUCAUGUGGAGCAGUACUUAAAUGCUCUACUAAUAAUGGAUAUCAUAAAUAAAUUGGAUAAUAGUCUGGUUAUUGUCACAAACCGUGACGUUGGGGUGCUUAUAACUGGAAGGAUUACUGAUGGUUAUCGCUUGAAAGAAAUGGAUAAAGAUCAAGGGAGCGAACUCUUCUGUUGGCAUGCCUUUGACCAACCCAUGAAUCCUUCUAGCGGGUACGAGGAGCUGGUUAACUCCUUCGUAAACGUGUGUGGAGGGUUACCUCUGUCUCUUCAAGUUCUGGGCAGGCAUGUUCGUGGUAGAAAUGAGGAUUAUUGGAGGUCAGAAUUGAUUGAAGUUAGAAAGACGUUGCCUUAGGAUGUAAAGCAAAGACUAAGAAUAAGUUUUGAUCCAUUGAAUGCUGAAGAAAAAAAUGUUUUUGUCGAUAUUGCUUUUUUUUGGGGGGCAGAAAAAGAAUAGCUGAAAAAGUAUGGGAGGUGUCAGGAUGGAACUAUCAACAUGCACUGCAAACACUGAGAGACAAGUGUCUUUUAGAAGAAACAGAUAUAUAUUUGCGAAUGCAUGACCACCUGAGGGACUUGGGAAGAGAAAUGGCAUUUGAGCUCGGCCCUCCUCAUCGCCUGUGGCGUCAUCAAGAUCUGGAAUAUUUGGAAUCAAGGGGUUUCAGAAAAAUCCUCACCAAGACCAAUAUCAGGUGUUUCCAUUCCAUUUUUGACAAGUCCAUGAAUUCUCAAGUUACAUUCUUCUUCGGCCAAACAGUCAUUUGUGGUGAGACGUCAGCGUCCUUACUAUGGCUCGAGAUUAUGGUACAUAGUUACAAAAAAAAAAGAAAAAAAAAGCUUUCCUUAGUGGAUUCCCCUUCAAAGUUUGCAGCAUUUGAAAAUCAAUGGUAGACGAUUCAAAACCUUGUUGAAGAAUAGCAUACAUGUAUUUUGAUUUUUCGUUUAAAAUCUUAAUGUCCUUAAACUGUAUGGUGCAAUUCUCCGGGCUAAUUUUUAAACAUUGAGAGUUUUACACAAAUUUAUCUUAAAUUUCAGGCACCCUCCCAGUUGAAGAGUCUUGAUAUUACAAAAUGUGAGCAUUUGAAAAGUAUAUCAGGAAUAUCUAAUCUUGCAAAUCUUGUGCGGUUGAAUAUUAGUGUAUGCCCAAAGCUCAAAGAGCUAAGACUUGGUCAUCCUAGCAGUCUAGAAAAAGUUACUAUUAAAAAAUGUGUCAGGCAUAUCUAAUCUUCCAAAGCUUGUGGAGUUGAGUAUGAGUCAAUGCCCAGAACUUGAGGAGCUAAGUCUAGGUCAUCUUAGCUGUCUCGAAAGGUUCACAAUUGUAAAUUGUAAACAUUUGAAAGGUGUGCCAGGACUAUCUAAUCUUGCAAAGCUUGUAAAACUAGAAAUCUCUAAUUGUGGGAAGUUAGAGUUUGAGUGUUUGUCUCAGUGGUAUGGAGUGUCUUGAGAGCAUAGUACUUGAUCAAGAUGUAAAGAUGAAAUAUUUUAUUUGGAUGGUUACCAAUUUUUGAAACCAAUAAAAUUUGGUCGUGAAGAGCUUGUAGAAUUAAAAAUUGGCUGCAAGGAGUUGCUAGACUUUAGACGUCUAAGUUACAUAGAGAGGAUUAUAAUUGAUGGAUGUGGGAGUUGCUAGACUUUAGAGGUCUAAGUUACAUAGAGAGGACUAUAAUUGAUGGAUGUGGGAAGCACAAAUAUCUUCAAGUGCAUGGUUGUCCAAAACUGAGAAGUGUGUUGGGUAACAUAGAGGUUAAAAUGUUGCAUAUUAGCGAUUGCCCUGAGCUUGAGGAGUUGCCAAGUCUUUCCAGUCUGAAUUGCUUGGAGAAAUUUGAGAUUGAGAAUUGUAAGAAGCUACAGAACAUUACGCUGCCAACAACACUCAUCAGUCUAUCCAUACUAAGUUGCAGAGGUUUGCAAAGAGUAGCUAGAAUUAGUGAUCUUAAAAAGCUUACAGAGUUGUACAUUAAAAAGUGUCCUGAGCUUAAGGAUUUGCUGAGUCUUUCUAGACUAAGAUGCUUGGAGCAAAUUGUGAUCGACUCGUGUGAGAAGGUGGAGAAUAUGGCAAGCACUGAAAAGUUGCGUGCAUUGAUAACUAUGCAACUUUUUUAUUGCAGCAAUGCAAUAAUUCAGAAUUGCAUUCCCAGGUUGAAGACGGUGAAGUCAGAUUAUACCAUUGUUUUCGGAAGAGCAGUUGAUGGAGCAAGAUCAAUUUUAAAUGAGUAUCUAUUUUAUGGCGCUGAUGCAGUCACUAACAUGGUUAGUGAAAACAGUGACAAGUUGGAAAAAUGGUGAGAAUUAAGUAUAGUUAUUGUAUGCUGUGUGGUUGUGGUUGAUAGCUCUAGUUCAGUAAAGGAUAUAAUCACUUCCACGCGGCCCCUCUUACAAUACCAGCACACCUGUAGUGCACCAAGGAGAAUGGAUAAUUACAAUGGUGGCACCAUAUGGUUGUUCGAGAUACUAUUAUCAUUAUUAUAUGAAAAUUGAACAAGUUUUAAGGAGGUUUGGAAUAAUGAAGAAGGGGUUUCUGGUAGAGGUAAACAAAGAUGAAGAGUGGAAAGGAGUGCAAGUAUUACGUCUAAUUGUUGACAGACUAUAUCAUUUAUGAUGUAAUUUUUAGUUUUUCGUUAUUUUCAAACUGUAAAGGUGCAGACUAUUUCCAUAAAG
Molecule: messenger RNA, 3905 nt
Organism: Cryptomeria japonica (Japanese cedar)
Lineage: Eukaryota; Viridiplantae; Streptophyta; Pinopsida; Cupressales; Cupressaceae
Product: probable 2' cyclic ADP-D-ribose synthase BdTIR
Exons: 4
Coding region: 271-1032 (253 amino acids)
Biological process (GO): signal transduction
Source: RefSeq, a predicted model, not a curated record